Messenger RNA from Trichogramma pretiosum, 10222 nucleotides. RefSeq names its product protocadherin-like wing polarity protein stan (gene stan). Gene Ontology annotation, cellular component: plasma membrane. The record is from RefSeq and is a predicted model, not a curated record. Lineage: Eukaryota; Metazoa; Arthropoda; Insecta; Hymenoptera; Trichogrammatidae. Gene Ontology annotation, molecular function: calcium ion binding; G protein-coupled receptor activity. Gene Ontology annotation, biological process: G protein-coupled receptor signaling pathway; homophilic cell-cell adhesion; cell surface receptor signaling pathway. Bases 1 to 9561 code for a protein of 3186 amino acids. The transcript is spliced from 21 exons.
AUGGUAUAUACGUUAUUCCUGCUGCUGCUUACGUUGCUGCUGCUGGGACUCGCGGGCUUGGCCUCUGCUUACUUGGCCGUGCUCUCGUCCGACCUGCCGCCCGGCACCGUCGUGUUCGAGGCCGGCGUGCCGCAUCUCGGCGGCAAGAGGAGAUACAGCGCGUCCCAGGACAGGACGGCGUGGUUCGCGCUCAGACUGCUCAAGGUUCAUCCGCACACCGGUCGAGUUACCUUGGCCAAGAGUCUCAACUGCGAUGGGCUCCAAUAUCCCAGGCUGUUCACGUUCUACAUCGACUCGACGAGUACGCGGCUGGGCCGAGUGACCAUCGACUAUUACAGUCUGCCGCUGCGCAUCCUCGUCACCGGCUGCGGAGGCGAGAACGUCGAUCUGGCCGCCACCAAGGGAUGGAUGGCCGAGACCCUGGCCUCCUACGCCAUGCCCAGCACCGACAAGUUCACCCAGGUCUGUCUCAGGACGUCGCAGCUGGUAGCCGCGCUCAGGGACUUUCUGCCCCACACGGCCCUCGAGCAGUGCGAGACUAGAUGGGGAGGAGUCGCGGAUCCGCGUUUUUUGAUCGAAGGUGCCGCGGGAGACUUGGUCUCGGCCUCGGAACAAUGCCUGGUCGAUCCUUUGUGGAAGAUAUCGGUAUCGAUGCAGCUGCGAUGCGCCACGACGUACUUGGCCGACGCGGAGCAUCGCCUGAAGAUCGUUUUCCAUCACCAGCAACUCGACGACUCGGAUCUGGGCCGCAGAGUCAGACGCGAGCUUCGAAAUCAGUCGCCGUUUUUCGAGCAAGCGCUCUACGUCGCAGCGGUGGAAGAAGAGAGGGAACCAGGAAUCGGAGUGACCACGGUCAGAGCGAGAGAUCCGGAAGGUGGCGUCGUUCGGUACACGAUGAGCUCUCUAUUGGACUCGCGAUCGCAGAAUCUCUUCAAUCUGGAUUCGGCGAGCGGCAAAGUCAGCACGACGGCUCGGCUCGAUCGCGAGAACGUGGACGUUCAUUACUUUCGAGUUCUCGCGGUGGACGACUCGUUUCCGCCUCGGACCGGAACGACGACGCUUCAGAUCAACGUCCUCGACGCCAACGAUCACGCGCCGAAUUUCGAGUCGCCCGAGUACGAGGCGUCGGUCCACGAGAGCGUGCCUCUGGGCUCGAGCGUGAUAUCGAUCAAGGCCACCGAUCAGGACAUGGGAAAGAACGCCGAGGUCGAGUACUCGAUCGUCUCGACCACCGGUGGCGGUACGACGACCAUGCUUGAGGAUCAAUCUACUUUCAGAAUCGAUACCCGAAGCGGCAUAGUAACGACCAGAACGACCCUCGACCGAGAAAAGACGGAAGUGUACACGGUGAUAGUCCAGGCGACGGAUCUCGCGACUCCCUCGACGAAUCGUCAGAGCUCCUCGGCUACGCUGGUCAUUCACGUGCUCGACGACAACGACAAUUAUCCGCAGUUCUCCGAGCGCACCUACACCGUCAACGUGCCCGAGGAUCUCGAUUACACGAUCAAUCCGGUGAUCGCCGAGAUUCGCGCCACCGACGCCGACACCGGCAGCAAUUCCGCCAUCCGCUACGCCAUCAUCGGCGGCAACACGCAGAACACCUUUCAGAUCGAUUCGACGAGCGGAGACGUGAUUCUGGUCAAGCCACUGGAUUACGAGACCGUGAAGAAUUACAAGAUCAUCGUCAGGGCGCAGGACGGUGGAAUGCCGGCCAAGUCAAAUACGACGCAACUAUUGGUCCGGGUCAAAGACGUCAACGACAACGUGCCUAGAUUCCACACGUCGCAAUUUCAAGAGGCCGUUUCGGAAUCGGUGUCCGUGGGUUACUCCGUGCUGCGGGUACAGGCGUACGACGCCGACGAAGGUCCCAACGCACUGAUAAGAUACAGCAUCGGAUCUCGCGAUCUCAGCGGAGGUUCCACCGAAGACUAUCCCGUCGUGGUGAACAACGAAACUGGAUGGAUUUACACGGUCAGACAACUCGAUCGCGAGCAGUGCUCCAAGUACCAAUUUAUCGUCAUAGCCAGCGAUUCCGGGGAACCGCCGAAAUCCGCCAGUGCCACUGUUCUGCUGACGGUCACGGACGUCAACGACAACGAUCCGUACUUCGAUCCCAAGAACUACGAGGUGGUCAUCGGCGAAGAUAAUCCGCCAGGCACUCCGGUCACGACGGUUACGGCCACCGAUCCCGACGAGGACGCCAGAAUACAUUACGAAAUUUCAUCCGGCAACACCAGAGGUCGUUUCUCCAUAACGUCGCAAAACGGCCGUGGACUGAUCACGAUAACUCAGCCGCUGGAUUACAAGCAGGAGAAACGAUUCGUUCUGACGAUAACGGCCUCGGAUUCGGGUGGCAGAAGCGAUACCGCUUUCGUCUACGUCAACGUGUCCGACGCCAACAACUUCGCGCCUGUGUUCGAGAACGCCCCGUACUCCGUGUCGGUCUUCGAAGACGCUCCCAUCGGCACGACGGUUCUGGUCGUUAGCGCCACCGACUCCGACGUCGGUCAAAACGCCCAGAUCCUGUACAGUCUGGGCAGCGAGGAGGGCGGCCUGGAAGCCACCGAGUUCGCCAUCAAUUCGCAAACCGGCGCCAUCACGACGACCAAGUUGUUGGACAGAGAGACCAUGUCGGGAUAUCUGCUGACGGUCACGGCCAAGGACGGAGGUGUGCCGCCAUUGAGCGACACGACCGACGUCGAGAUCUCCGUGACGGACGUCAACGACAAUGCGCCGGAAUUCGACGCGAUGCAGUAUCAAGGUUCCGUUAGAGAAGACGUGUUGAUUGGCACCAGUGUUCUGCAGAUCACGGCUUCGGACGUUGACGUUGGUCUCAAUGGAAGAGUUAAAUAUAUGUUGGAAAACGAUGGCGACAGCUCGUUCACGAUCGACCCAACGACCGGGAUAAUUCGGACUCAUAAGGCGCUCGAUCGAGAAUCCACCGCGAGAUACAAUCUCACAGCCUUGGCCAUUGACCGUGGAUCUCCGGCUCUAUCGAGUACCGUUUCCGUCAUCAUCAAACUCGAGGACGUCAACGACUCACCUCCUGCAUUCGAAAAAGAUAAAAUAACCCUCUAUAUACCGGAAAACUCUCCGAUCGGCUCUACCGUCGGAGAAAUUUACGCACACGACCCCGACGAGGGGCCCAAUGCGAUUGUACAGUAUUCUAUAAUUGGUGGAGACGAUGCAAGUAGUUUUCAAUUGAACACCCGUCCCGGAGCAGACCGGGCUGAGCUGAUAUCUCUCGUUGAACUGGAUUACGAGUCAACGAAGAAGAAAUUUGAACUGGUGGUAAGAGCUACGUCUCCGCCAUUGCGUUCAGAUGCUAUAGUUCAGGUUCUUGUUACCGAUGUUAAUGAUAAUGCACCAAAGUUGGAAGAUUUUCAGAUAAUCUUUAAUAAUUAUAAAGACUAUUUUCCUACCACUGCCAUUGGUCGAAUACCUGCCUUUGAUGCCGAUGUAACGGAUAAGCUCAUUUACACAAUAUUAUCCGGGAACAAUGCCAAUUUAGUUCACUUGAACAAAUCUACGGGAGAAAUAACUUUGUCUCCGCAAUUGAACACAAAUGUGCCUCGAAUAGCUACGAUGGAUGUGUCCGUGACUGAUGGAAUUAACGAAGUUAAAGCGACCAUGACUUUGAUGGUCCGAUUAGUGACUAAUAAAAUGUUGUUUAAUUCCAUAACGGUGAGAUUAGAUGAAAUGACGUUAGAUGCCUUCUUGAGUCCACUUUUAGGAUACUUUUUGGACGGACUGGCCGCUAUCAUUCCGUGCCCCAAAGAAAAUAUUUUCAUUUUUAGUAUUCAAGAAGAUACGGAUGUUCAAAGUAAAAUUCUAAACGUGAGUUUUUCAGCCCGGCGAGUCGAGCCAGGUUUGCACGACGAGUUUUACAGUUCGCAAUUUCUUCAAGAACGAGUUUAUUUGAAUCGCGGCAUUCUUGCUCGAUUAGCCAACGUCAAAGUUCUCUCGUUCGAAGACAAUCUGUGUGUCAGCGAACCUUGCCUCAAUUACGAAGAAUGCGUCACCGUUCUGAAGUUUGGAAACGCCUCGGGUUUCGCAAGUAGUAGUAGUGUACUUUUUAGACCAAUUUACCCCUUGACAACCUUCACUUGUCAAUGCUCGAAAGGAUUCACAGGCAGCAGAGAGGCUUACAUGUGCGAUACCGAAGUCAAUUUGUGCUACUCGAAUCCGUGUAAAAAUGGAGGAACGUGCAGAAGGCGCGAGGGCGAUUACACGUGCGAGUGCCUCAGUACCUUUAUGGGUAAAAACUGCGAGAUAUCAAUGAAAAAGGAUGCCUGCUACGCGAACGUAUGCAAAGGAGGAUCCACCUGCAUCAACAAAGUCAACGGCGGCUUCUUCUGUGAAAAUUGCCCAGUGACACCUUUGGAAAACGUCACACCUCUGUGUCAAUUAAAGUCGCGCAGUUUCGGACCCAUGACGUUCCUUACGUUUCCUUCGCUGAGGCAACGGCAUCGGUUCCACCUCAAACUGAAAUUCGCCACGGAGUCGUCGGAAGGCUUGCUUCUGUACAACGGACGAUACAACGAGAAGCACGACUUCAUCGCCCUGGAAAUCGUCGAGUCCAAAGUGCAGUUCAGCUUCUCGCUCGGGGACGAGAUAACGUCGGCGACCGCCGAAAUACCCGGCGGCGUGUCCGACGGCAAGUGGCACGAGGUGCAGGUGUCUUACGUCAAUCGAUCUGUGAUAGUCUCUCUCGACAACUGCGAUAUCGCGCUGGCUCUGAAGCACGGCGAGCGUCUGGGAGAGAAGUGGUCUUGCGCGAGCAGAAGCGAGCACAUUCUGCCGGAGCGUUGCGGCGACAUCACCGAGACCUGCCAUCGCUUCCUCGACCUGACGGGACCUCUGCAGCUGGGAGGACUACCCUCGAUCCCGGCCAACUUUCAAAUGCGCAAUCGAGACUUUAUCGGCUGCAUCAGUGAUUUUCACGUGGAUCACCAAUUCGUCGACUUGAAUUCCUUCGUGGCCGACAACGGAACUACCUCUGGUUGUCCCGAAAAACGGCCUUUUUGCGCAUCCAAUCCGUGCCACAACGACGGCAUCUGCAGAGAAGUUUACGCUGGCUUCAUCUGCGAAUGCGUCGAGGGCUUCGGCGGGCCACAAUGCGACGACGAAGUGGCCAAACCCUGGCACUUCCGAGGAAACGGUGUGCUCAGCUUCAAUCCGUUGCUCAAACCUAUACAGCUACCCUGGCUCACCGGAUUUAGCGUGAGAACGAGAGAUCAAUACGCUUUCAUCAUGACCAUUCAAAUAGGCCAGAACAGUUCGAUCUUGUUCGAAGUCAUCGGAGGUAAAUUAUCGGUGUUGCUGGACGGAGCCGAUGUCAUAAAAUCCUGGGUCGAGAUCGCCGAUGGAGAAUGGCACAGAAUCGAGGUGCGCUGGCAGACGGGACAAGUCGAACUCGAUAUCGACUACAGAAACAGACCGGUCGUUUUGUCGUUGCCGGAAAAGCUACAGGGAUUGUACGUCGGCAGAACGCUAAUCGGUGGUCCGGAUAAAUCGUUCAUUACCGAACUGCCGUUGUACAGCGGCUGUUUGCAAGACGUGAGAAUUGGAAAUAAUCACACGAUUCUUCAACGUCCCAUAAUCCAGGAAAAUGUAGCCUCUGGCUGCUUGAACGAUGGAGUAUGUCGAACUCAGUGUCCCGAUGACUCGACUUGUUUGAAAAAAUGGGAAUCGAGCGACUGUGUCUGCGAUGAAGGUCGAGUCGGCAUAGGCUGUGAAAAAAUCUGCGACAUCAAUCCCUGCAGCGAAGCUGGUAAAUGCGUCGCUAAUGUCAAUAGUCCAAAGGGAUACGACUGUCAGUGCAAAGCUCCAGAAUACUCGGGAGAAUACUGCGAAGUCAAAGCCGAACAACCAUGUCCAGCCACUUGGUGGGGCUCUCCGGUGUGCGGCCCAUGUCACUGCGACGAAUCGCAAGGAUACGAUCCGGCGUGUAACAAGACCACCGGCGAGUGCUACUGCAAGGAAAAUCAUUACCGACCAGUCGGGAGAAACGAGUGCAUACCUUGCGAAUGCUACUCGACGGGUAGUUACGGGCUCAGAUGCGACACUCUCACUGGACAAUGUCGAUGUAGGGCUGGAGUCAUAGGCAGGCAAUGCACCGCUUGCCCGAAUCCCUACGCCGAAGUGACUCUCAAAGGGUGCGAAGUUGUUUACGAUGGAUGUCCGAGAUCUUAUGCCGAAGGACUUUGGUGGCCUCGCACCAAGUUCGGUCAAGUGGCGAUAGAACACUGUCCAGGAAGCGCCGAAGGCAAGGCGUCGCGAAUGUGCUCCGACAAGCUCAACGGCUGGCAGGACGCCGAUCUGUUCAAUUGCACGUCGGAGGCAUUCAUCGAUCAGCGAUAUCAGCUGGCAGCUCUGGAAACGAACGACCUGACGCUGAACACCUACCUGGCCGUAAAAACGGCCAUGGAAUUGCACCGCGCGGUCAACGCGACUCGCACCAUGUACGGCGCUGAUCUGCUCGUCGCCGAGUCUUUGCUCACGGCGCUGCUGCGUUACGAGGAGAGCUUGGCCGGUUUGAAUCUCACGCACAGCCAAGACAAGGAUUACGUGGAGCAUCUUGUGGGUAUUACGGGCGCCGUUUUGCAAACUAAGUACGCCAGUAAUUGGUUGAGAAUCGAGAAGCUCACUGGCGAUGGCUCCGAAAAAAUUAUGAUGGCCAUGGCUGAGUACUUGAAGACGUUGGCGGUUUCCCAGCACGACACUUAUACGAGUCCUUUUGAAGUCGUUGAUCCAAGAGUUGUGUUAGGCUUGGAUAUCGUAACUACGGAAAGCUUGUUUGGAUAUGAAACUGCUGAAUACAAAGAAGUGAAUAACUUUACCCCGAGACCAACGGCUGCCGAUCAAAGAGUCAUCUUACCAGACACCUCGAGUUUUCUAGUUUCUCCGCAGCACAUGGGUCUUUCGAUAAGUUUUCCAAAAUACAACAACUACAUGCUCGACCCAAGCAAAUUCGACCCGUACUCGAAAAUUCAAGUGCCUCUCAGUCUGCUUGGAAUAAACCCCGUAGAUCAGGGUGAUCUUAACGUAAAAAACAGUCUAGGAAAUCGCAAAGCUGUACUAAGCUACGUGCAAUAUAAAGAACUUGGACACAUAUUACCCAAAAGAUUCGAUGAGUCUGUUACAAUACGGUGGGGAGUUGAAGUUGGAAUUGCAUCGCCAAUCGUUACCGUAUCUGUCUUAGUGCCAUCAGAAACUGGCUACGAAACAAUGACAGGAAUACCUCUCAAAUCACCAGUUCGAGUGCAACUUUGGUUGAGCGAAGACGAUGGCUUCAAAACGCGAAUAAAUCCUCAGUGCGUUCAUUGGAGUACGGCUAGAGGAAUCGGAGAAUGGAGUCGAAUAGGAUGCACGACGGAAGUGGACGAGGGCGUGACGAAUCUUGGAAUGAUGGUCAACUGCUCUUGCAUAAAAUUGUCGACUUUUGCCGUACUCACCGACAUCAUGGAUCUGGAAUACGUGCCGGAACCGUCGCUGCUCGAGGACGUGACGUCCUACAGCGCCUUCGUCGUGGCGUUGCCAUUGCUACUGACGACGAUUCUAAUAUUGGGCUCGAUUCGCGGUGGCGAGACCAAUUCCAACAACAUCCACAAGAACCUGAUACUCUGCGUUUUCAUGGCUGAGACGUUUUAUUUCGUAGCUUUAAAAGCUCGCCAUCAGCUGGUUGGAAACGAGUUUCCUUGCAAAAUUAUAGCAAUAGGAUUGCACUACUCGUGGUUGAGUACCUUCGCUUGGACUCUGGUGGACUCGAUUCACCUCUACCGAAUGCUGACCGAGAUGAGGGAUAUCAAUCACGGACAGAUGGGCUUUUACUAUACCAUGGGCUAUGGAAUUCCAGCAAUCAUCGUCGGACUGACUGUCGGUGUUAGGGCAGAUCAGUACGGCAAUUUUUACUUCUGCUGGUUAUCGAUUUACGAAAAUGUGAUAUGGGCUCUCAUCGGGCCGAUCUGUGCAAUGGUGUUCGUAAACUUUAGCGUGCUGAUAUUGUCGGUGCGAGUGGCUUUCACCCUGAAAGAUCACGUUAUGGGUUUCGGAAAUUUGAGGACCCUCCUGUGGUUGGCGGUAGCUUCGUUGCCGCUGCUUGGGACAACUUGGACUUUAGCCGUACUAUCUGCGUCGGAAAACUCGCCGACGCUGUCCUACAUGCUGAGCAUCGCCGUAGUCGUUCACGCGACCUUCAGUCUCGUUGGCUACUGCUUCAUCAACGGCAGAGUCCGAAGAAAUUUGUACUUGAGUUUGCUCAAGUGCAUCGGCAAGAAAGCACCGUUGCUCGAUGUCAGCAUGGUCAACGGGAGUAGUAGUCAAAAUGUCACGAGCGGCAUUACUCAACGGUCUGGGAUUGCGUACUCGUCGACAUACGGAGGGACCGACGGAAACUCAAAAAGAGCCAACGUCGGUGUGUCGACGAGCAGCACCACGUCUCGGAGUACCAACAAAACAAGCUCAAGUCCCUACAGAAGUGACAAUCAACUGCGCAACACCUCAACCUCGACCAGCAAUUACAACAGCGAUCGUGGAGCUUUCAUGUCUAAGCGAGGAUUUCUAUACGCAGAAACCACGCAACAGAAUCAAAAUGAAGAGAGGCAGGAAACGGAAUCGGACUCGGACACGACUCCACCAGACGGUAGAAUGCGUACUAUAGAACUGACCAAUUCGCACAGCUCGGACGAAGAAGCCGGCGCGAAGGCCCUGAAAAAUGCCGGCGUCAGUACGCAGCAGCAGAAACACAUACAGUAUCAACCCAACAUCCCCGAGGAAGCAUCCGGUGAAUCCAAUAAUGCCGCGAUAACUACCGAAACCCUCAACGUCUUGCACUGCUCCACUACCGAUCUCUUUCCCAAUAUCAAGCCCAUCUAUGCGCCCAGAUGGAGCUCUCAAUUACCGGAAGCCUACUUGCCAGGAAGUAAUUUGGACGCUCGAGGUAGCCAAUGGUCGGGCGGUACGAUGUCGGAUAACGAGUUGGCUUCGCAAAAGACAGCCAGUCCGAACCCUCUGACCUACGCCGAACUGAACCUGCAAACGAAAUUGCACGGCGACGAUAAUUUUGCCGAGCAGGACGAAAAGUACGGCGUGGUCGACAAAUACAUGUACCCGUACUCGCCGCCGGACGAGCUGCCGCCUCCAGUGCCUACGACGAUGUCGCCGACCCCCUACAUCCUGUCGGAUCCCUCGCGGAUCUUGAAUUCGAGUUUAAGCCAUCAUUCGCAGAUGUCGAAUCUCGACGGCUACGGCAGCACCGACAGGUACGGUAGUCUGAAGCGCGGAGGCAGUCUGCACGGCUCGUAUCACGACAGUCUGAACAACGGCCUGGACAGGUUCGGCAGCAUAAAGCGCGGCGGGGGCAAAAUGACGCCGACGCUGCUCGACGACUGCGCGACCGAUUACAUAAUGCCGAUCAGCAGUCGGACUCUCACCGAGUCCCUGAGUCACGAUCUUCAGCAGCACAGCAACGAGCUCGCGGCGCUGAGGCAGCUUCAGCUGCAGCAACAGCUGCAGUAUGAACACACAAUCGACGAGACUGAGGAAGAGGAAGGAUACUAGCAACGCAGAAACGUCCGUAUGACAAUCUUGUCCUAAAUAACAAACAAGCAGAAUCAAAGUAACAAAAUUUCGUACAAAGUUUUCAAAAUGAGAUAUAGAGAAUAAAGAAUAUUUUAGUAAUAGUCAUUUUUACACGCAAUGAUUAGAUUAUAAGCGUAAGUCAGAAAAGAAACGGUUAGUUAAUUAAGAUAGCCAUGACCGCAAUGAGAUAUAUAGUAGCCAUAUAUUGAAUCGCAAGUUUGCGUGAGAGUGCCUGUUUACAAAUUAUAUGUGCAUGCUAUUAAAUGUGUUUUCCCACUCUAGUUAUUAAUACGAAAAUGUUUGUAAUUAUUUGUUGAAUAAUUUAUUAUACCCACAGGAUAUUGUGUCUUAGUCAGUUUAGAUGGCAAACAUCGAACCUCUCAGACGUCGAACCUAAAGUAUAUAUUAUUAUGUAUGAUCUCUUCAUUGCUAUAUUAUAACUUCAUCUAUUGUACUCAUGCGUAUGAUAUUGAAAACAAUUGUCGUUACUUGUAAUUUAUGUACUUAACCAGCGCUAGAUAUCUCUAGACAUUUCAUACAUUCCAGUAUGUAUUUCAUGCAUUGUUUUCACCUUAUUUUUUUCAUCAUUAUGUAAGUAAAAUACGUGUCAUUUUCACGUUCUGUGAAAGUAUAAAAUGCA